AUGCUUAGGGGCGUGGAAGAGCUUGCUGAUGCAGUUAAAGUGACUAUGGGCCCAAAGGGCCGUAAUGUGGUGAUUGAACAAAGCUGGGGUGCUCCCAAAGUGACAAAAGAUGGUGUAACUGUUGCAAAGAGCAUUGAAUUCAAGGACAAAAUAAUGAAUAUUGGUGCAAGCCUUGUGAAACAGGUAGCAAAUGCUACCAAUGAUGUGGCUGGUGAUGGUACUACUUGUGCUACAAUCCUUACCCGUGCGAUAUUAACUGAAGGUUGCAAGUCAGUGGCAGCAGGUAUGAAUGCAAUGGACCUCAGACGCGGUAUCACCAUGGCUGUUGAUGCUGUGGUAGCAAACUUGAAGAGCAGAGCUCGGAUGAUCAGCACAUCAGAAGAAAUAGCGCAGGUUGGUACAAUAUCUGCAAACGGAGAUAGAGAAAUCGGCGAGCUGAUUGCAAAGGCUAUGGAGAAAGUUGGCAAAGAGGGAGUUAUCACAAUUCAAGAUGGAAAGACUUUGUAUAACGAAUUGGAAGUUGUUGAAGGAAUUAAGUUGGACAGGGGCUACAUAUCCCCAUAUUUUAUCACCAACCAGAAGAACCAGAAAUGCGAAUUGGAUGACCCUCUCAUUCUGAUCCAUGAGAAGAAAAUCUCAAGUAUAACUGCUAUUGUUAAAGUACUGGAGUUGGCAUUGAAGAGACAAAGGCCUCUCCUAAUUGUAGCGGAAGAUGUGGAAAGUGAUGCCCUUGCAACUCUAAUUCUUAAUAAGCUUCGUGCUGGAAUCAAGGUUUGUGCCAUAAAAGCUCCAGGCUUUGGAGAAAAUAGGAAGGCCAGUCUACAGGAUCUUGCUGUUCUUACGGGAGGCCAACUUAUAACUGAGGAACUUGGUAUGAACCUCGAUAAUGUGGAGUUGGAUAUGCUUGGCACCUGUAAAAAGGCCACAAUAUCCAAGGAUGACACUAUUGUUCUUGAUGGCGCUGCUGAUAAGAAGGCCUUAGAGGAAAGAUGUGAACAGAUAAGGUCAACAAUCGAAUUGAGCACCUCUGAUUAUGACAAGGAGAAGUUGCAAGAAAGAUUGGCUAAGCUUUCAGGUGGUGUCGCUGUGUUGAAGAUUGGAGGAGCUAGUGAGGCUGAAGUUGGUGAAAAGAAGGAUAGAGUUACAGAUGCUCUAAAUGCCACUAAGGCAGCUGUAGAGGAAGGAAUUGUACCAGGUAAUUUUGUUUUAAAUUUAUUGUCCUGCAUAAUCUUUGGGAAUUAGCAGAUAGGCGAUGAGUUCUUUGGAUGCAGGUGGUGGUGUUGCCAUUCUAUAUGCAUCAAAAGAAUUGGAAAAGCUGCCAACAGCCAACUUUGAUCUGAAGAUAGGUGUUCAAAUUAUUCAGAAUGCCCUAAAGGUUUGAAAUUCACUCUAGAACUAGCAUAUUAAGGUGCUUGUAGUUUGUGGAAAUCUGAACACACUUUUGGAUUCUUAGUGCCUCAAUGAUUGUGUUGCAUAAUUGUGAAAAACUCCCCCUAGCACUCGUAUCUCUUGUAUUUUGUAAUUGCAGACACCAGUUCAUACAAUUGCCUCCAAUGCUGGGGUAGAGGGGGCUGUUGUUGUUGGCAAGCUGUUGGAGCAGGAUGACCCUGAUCACGGUUACGAUGCAGCCAAAGGUGAAUAUGUUGAUAUGGUUAAAACCGGAAUUAUCGACCCACUAAAAGUAAUAAGAACAGCCUUGGUUGAUGCAGCAAGUGUGGCAUCUCUAAUGACAACCACUGAAGCUGUCGUGGUUGAAAUACCGAAGGAUGAGAAGGAAGCUCCAGCAAUGGGUGGUGGUAUGGGUGGCAUGGAUUAUUGAUGGUGCUGAUCCAAAUUCCUGACAUACAUUUUUAACCACACGAAAUAAACAUUAGGGUUUUACUCAUUUGAUGAGUUAUUUGUGGGAGUGAAGGCAUUGCAGGGAAAGAUCAGAAUGUUGACGUUUUGAUGAUGUAGGAGAAAAGAAGGGAUUGCCAGUCAUCCCUUUUAAGUAUUGAAUUUUGUCUUUCCAGCAUAAUUGGAGAUUUAUCAAUACCUCUUUUUUGCAUGAUUGGCAAUUGAGUGACAGACCCUUCAUCUUUCUCUCUGCACCCGUUUGCAAACUAUUCGAUCUGUUUUUGAUAUGAUGCUCAUUUUUUUUCCUCAAAU
Molecule: messenger RNA, 2148 nt
Organism: Ilex paraguariensis (yerba mate)
Lineage: Eukaryota; Viridiplantae; Streptophyta; Magnoliopsida; Aquifoliales; Aquifoliaceae
Source: the annotation of a GenBank genome assembly